Messenger RNA from Sclerotinia trifoliorum, 2369 nucleotides. Lineage: Eukaryota; Fungi; Ascomycota; Leotiomycetes; Helotiales; Sclerotiniaceae. The record is from the annotation of a GenBank genome assembly.
AGACAUGGCGCAGGACCCGGGAAUUCGUCUCUUGGGAUUUUGACAUUUUCCCCAUUCUCAUCGGAUUUGCCUUACGCUGAAUUGAUCUUCCUCGACUUGUGUGUGUUGCAAAAGUUUUACAGUGCUACAUAUUAUCGUCGUGAACUGUCACAUUUUUUUUUACAUACAUAUUAUCUUCGAAUGUUUAGCAGUCGACAAAAAUUAUGGCUACAUUAGAAAACGAUGUCACGAAAGAAGAGGUACAAAUAUUUCGACAUGUAUUCCUUUUUGGAUGACGAUCCAUACAUGUUCUUAUGGAAUUACUGAUAAUUCUCAUUUUUAGGAAGCCGUCGUCACUGCCCGUAGCUAUUCUUCCGAAGAGGAUGAUCUGUAAGCUACCACAUUUCUAAGAAAUUGUUGAAGCCAAUAAUAGUAGAAGGGGUUACAGACGAAUGGCAGUUAACACCGGAAAAUGAUAGAGCAGGUGAUACUUAUUCGAUAGAUUCGAGUGCCAUGGCUUUUAGGGUUGAAAAUGGUAGAAGGUAUCAGGCAUAUAGAGAAGGGGCUUAUUGGUAAGUGACUACUUGUCAUGUCUUCUGCCUGUUUGAUUGUUCCGCUCCAAUGGAAUAUGAGAUCUGAUCUAAAUAGGCAACCCAAUGAUGAAUUGCAAAAUGAGCAAAUAGACAUCAGGUAACUCGAUGGUAUUCCCUCAGUGUACAGAGACGAAGGUUGUUGACAAUAUUCAAGUCACCGACGAUAUCUAUCGAUGUUGGAUGGCGCCUUGUAUCUGGCACCAAUACCGGAUAAUGUCGAGGUAAAAUAACACCAAGCUAAUCCGAUGAGUGUUUCAAAAAUAACUAACAUGAUAGAAAGCGAGUUUUAGAUCUCGGAACAGGCACGGGAAUAUGGGCAAUUGACUUUGCUGACCUUUUCCCAAAUGCAUCGGUUCUUGGGACAGACUUAUCACCAAUCCAACCAGACAGUAAGUAGCCAAUUUUAAUUCUUACUUUUCAGUAAUCCCCUCACUUAAGCUCAAGACUAAGUUCCAAGCAUCUUCUGCCAUGAAGAUAUUCGUCUUAUUUGUACGACUUCGCAUCUCGCAGGUUUUUACUCCUCCUUACACAUAUGCUAACUUUAACCACGUUAGUGGUACCACCAAAUUGCAGGUAAAAUCUCGACUAAUGCAACAACAGCACUUCUGCGAUGACUGACCAGCCCCUCAUAAGAUUCGAGAUAGAUGAUGUUACAGAAGAAUGGACUUACCCGAAAAAUUACUUUGAUUUUAUUCACAUACGUGGACUUUUUGGUAGUAUUCCCGAUUGGGACAGACUCUACGCACAAGCCUUUAAGUAAGUCCCUCUGCAGAUAUAGGAAGGUAAAUAGUAACAGUCUAAUGAAUUCUAGACACCUUAAGCCAGGAGGAUUCAUACAACAUAUAGAGCCAUCAUUACAUGUCAAAUCCGAUGACAACACUGUACCACCGGAUAGUCCAUUAUAUAGGUUUGCUGAUGUAUGUACUUGAAAGUUUCAUCCCGAAUACUUCCCUUUCUAGUUUCGUUGAACAUCCAUUGACUUCAGAUGCUCCUGAUGUAGCUUUUCAACAAUGCUGGAGAACGUACAGGACAAUCAAUGGAUAUAUGCCCAACAAUGAGUUCAAAAAUCAGACAAGCUGGAUUCAUUAAUUUACAUGAGAAAAGAUAUAAAAUGCCUUUGGGAGAAUGGUCGAACGAUCCGAAGUUACGAGAAUUAGGAAAGUGGAACCUGUUACAAUUUGAUGUGGGAUUAGAAGGUUUUGCCGUUCAACUUCUCACAAAUGAAAUGGGGGUAAGUCGCUCCCCACUACAUGAAAAUUGCUAAACUGGAGAGGCCGUCGACAGAGAUAUGAAACUGACGGAUUGAAUAGAUGACUUUACCUGAGGUCCAACUGUUCUGGUAAGUUGUUAUUUCCCUUCCACAGCUGCGACUUGAGUUUAGGAAAACUGACGUAUACCUAGUGCUCAAGUUCGCGCUGCAGCACGAGAUCGCAGAAUUCACUCAUACUACCCAUAUUAUCUAGUUUACGCUCAAAAACCUCUAUAGUUUCCGCAACAAUAAUAAGUCUGCCGAGACAUAAAAAAGUACAAAUUUUUCAACCCAACCCGGUCCAUGGCCUGCUGUAUCAGUGAUCGAGCGUGUCAGAAGCCUUUACAUCUUCAUCAACAUAUCGGAAGCGAACCUCUUGAUUGAUGAUGUUCCACGAUAAAUUAACAAUUUUUUGAUGGAAUCACUGUGAAGUUUGGAAGACCUCAUCAUUUCUACAUCGGAUAAUAAAUUGUAUAGCCAAGAUUUUAAAAUUCAAAAAGUGAUAGUUGAAAGGACAAAAAUUAGUGGAUUAAGUAUAGUAAUAAUUA